Molecule: messenger RNA, 3390 nt
Organism: Dromaius novaehollandiae (emu)
Lineage: Eukaryota; Metazoa; Chordata; Aves; Casuariiformes; Dromaiidae
Gene: RFT1
Product: RFT1 homolog
Exons: 13
Coding region: 82-1698 (538 amino acids)
Biological process (GO): dolichol-linked oligosaccharide biosynthetic process; glycolipid translocation
Cellular component (GO): endoplasmic reticulum membrane
Source: RefSeq, a predicted model, not a curated record
GAGAUCGCGGCGCGACGGCGGCAGCGCCGCCUCCUGCAGCCGGGCGGGGCGGGGCGGGGCGGGGCGAGGCGGCGGCGGCUCAUGGCUUCGCAGGACGUGCUCGGCCAGACCACCCGGCUGGCCUCCUCCAGCGCCGCGCUGCAGGUGCUGUCCCGGGGGGUCACCUUCGCGCUGAACGCCUUCACGCUCCGCCACCUCUCCAGGGAGCUCAUCGGCGUCGUCAGCGUGAGGCUAACGCUGCUUUAUUCAACAGUCCUCUUCCUAGCCAGGGAGGCGUUUCGCAGAGCUUGUCUGAGUGGAGGUACAAAGCGCAACUGGACUAAAACAAUUAAUCUACUGUGGCUAACAGUUCCUCUUGGUGUUUUUUGGUCUGUUUUCUUGGGCACAGUCUGGCUACAGUUGCUUGAAGUACCUGAUCCUGCAGUGGUUCCUCAUUAUCAGGCCGGUGUAGUGGCAUUUGGUCUUUCUGCAGUUAUUGAGCUUCUGGGAGAACCUUUCUGGGUUUUAGCACAAGCUCAUUUGUUCGUAAGACUUAAGGUAAUUGCUGAAAGCUUUUCAAUAUUGUCAAAAUGUGUUUUGACGGUUAUUUUAGUAAUUUUUUAUCCUCAGUGGGGCCUUUACAUUUUUUGCUUGGCGCAGCUUUUAUAUACCAGCAUUCUGGUAAUGUGCUAUGUAAUUUAUUUUAUGACGUUUCUGGGAUCUCCUGAAGCAACAAAGAAGUCAUUUCCUGUUGCUAGAAUGAAAGCUCUUUUACCUAACUUGGUAGAAGAUGAGACUUUUGUUAACUGGAAAGAGGCGCGAUUGACUUGGAGCUUCUUCAAACAGUCUUUCUUGAAACAGAUUUUGACAGAAGGUGAACGAUAUGUGAUGACUUUUUUGAAUGUCUUAAAUUUUGGAGAUCAGGGUGUAUACGAUAUCAUAAAUAACCUUGGUUCACUGGUGGCCAGGUUUGUAUUUUUGCCUAUUGAAGAGAGUUUUUAUGUCUUUUUUGCUAAAGUAUUGGAAAGAGGGAAGAAUGUAAAGCACCAGAAACAGGAUGAUGUUGCUAUGGCUGCAAGUGUGUUAGAAUUGCUGUUGAAACUUGUCCUUCUGAUUGGCCUUACCAUCACAGUUUUUGGCUAUGCCUAUUCUCAUCUGGCUCUGGAUAUUUAUGGAGGCUCAAUGCUCAGUUCUGGAACAGGUCCAAGCCUCCUCCGAUGUUACUCUUUAUAUGUCCUAUUUCUUGCUGUCAAUGGAGUAACGGAAUGUUUUACAUUUGCUUUGAUGUGCAAAGAAGAGGUAGACAGGUACAAUUUUGUCAUGCUGGCCUUGUCAUUCACAUUCCUGUGCAUCUCUUACUUCUUGACCCGUUGGCAUGGCAGUGUAGGCUUUAUCCUUGCCAACUGCUUUAAUAUGGGUAUUCGAAUAGCUCACAGCAUCCACUAUAUCUAUGAUUUCUUCAAAGAAAGCACUUACAGGCCUUUGUCAGGCUUGCUGCCCUCACCGCUUCUGGUACUUGUUUAUGUCGCAAGUGGAGCAAUUACUGUUUUCUCAGAGGUAUUCUUCUGCUGCGAUAAGGGUUGGAUGGCAAGGCUGAUUCACAUCAGUGUGGGAGCUCUGUGCUUUGCAGCAACCAUCGUUACCAUGUUCUGCACAGAGACCAAGCUCAUCCACUUUGUCAGAAGCCACUUCUUCUCACGGUACAAGAAAGGAACCUAAAAUGCUCAUGUGCAGAACAGUUCUUGUACAUGCUUGCAGUGAAGGGCUAUAUUUUUCCACAUAAGUGCAGAGAAAUGUUUCCACAUGAAUUUCUUAAAACCAUCAGUACUGGAACUGAAAUGGAGAUUGUUGUCAACUGAGUACUGUUUCCUCUUCUAAACCAAUCAGUACGGUGAAAGAGCGCUGAGUAAUUUUGUUGUGCAUCAUUCUCUUCUAAGCUCUUCUUCAGGAAGCCUCAGUGUGCUUUUUGAUGAUGAAUGAACAGCCAGGAUGUAUCUUUCUGAUGUAACCUAGUUGACAGACUUCACGUGGGGAACUCCCAUUCUUACCAGUCUGGCGCACGUGGAUGAAGGCAUUGCAUGCCUUACAUCUUUUAAUUAAGAUGUAAUUAAGAAUGCCCUUUCAAAGUUGGGCUAACUGGUUGGAGAAGAAACUGUGUGACAUGAAAAAUGCUGAAGAGCAUAGCACUAGAGCAAGGACCAAUAACACUGUAACUGCUGUUGAACUAGAACAUAGUUGAGUGCAGAGAAAUUGAAUUAUCAGUGUCUUGAAGUGUAAAGCAGUGAACAGAAAGCUUCUGACAUCUACAAGUAAGUUAACAGAACACACUAUGUCCAUGCUAACUGUGCAAGAUUAUUUAUUUCAUUCCGCAUAUCCCUCUUUUAUGAGGGCAUUGGUUGUCAAAAAUACCGUGCAGCCUCAACUAAAUAAUAAAUAUAAUGGGGUUUGGAGCUGAAUUUUACAAAAGGCACUGGUAAGUACGAUGACACCGAAGCUGAAGUUCUAGAAGGCUUCUUUCUUCUACUCCAUUGUUUUUUAUUUUUUAUCUGAGAUUUUAAAUGCCAGCAUGAACAAAUUCUUGUCUCAAAGUGACUUCUUGUCUGCCAAAUCAAAUAAUUCGUUUAAUGAGAUUUCUUUCUGGCAUUUGUGCAUAUGCAUACUGAGACUUUUGUUAGUAAACAGAAAAUGCUUCUUUUUUUUUUUUUUUUUUUUUUUAACUAGAUUUUUUUCUUGUCUUGUGCUUUUACUUGUUUAGUCUUAACCUUUGUAUUUUUUUGAUUGCUGAAAAAUUUGGACAUACAAAAGCUAUAAAGCAAGAUACUGGGCUGCUGCUCUAUGUUUUACUAAGAGGUAUAUCCUAAUGCUUAUCUAAGAUCUGAAUUUGGCAGUUUUGGACUGUACAAAUGGCAGGUUUUAAUAAUCAGUGUUCCAUUUGCAAUGUUUGGAUGGGCCAAAAAUGUCAAGAGAUGGAAAAUGUGUGCUCAAACACGUGCAGUCUAAAGAUUUUAGUUUAAUUACAUAGCUGGCCAAGAGCUAUGGAGUUGCUUAAAGAAUACUUGCUGUAAUGGCCUUGUGGAAUUCACCUUACUAACCAUUGCUCACAGAGAGAAAUGCUUUCUGGUAUCACUGUAUUCAGUUUGGCACUGUUAGAAAUAUAAAUAUUUUCUAGAUUCUAGUACUUAAAGGAUAUUGCCAGAGACAUUUUAUAUGAAAAUUUGAUGACAGAGAGAGAUUAUCAUAGAGCAGCCAAAACAUAAAGGUGGGAGGAAAAGGAAGGUGCCCCUCUUCUGCUAACGGUGUUAUUUCUUUUGCCUUGCUGGAAGGUAGUAGAUGGAGACUUGUUAGUUGUUCUGAAAUUGUUACGAAAUCUGUCUAAAUAAAAUUGGACUGCAUUCUGUACUGUUAUGUGAA